CUGUGGACUACAUUCCCCUCUCUCGGGGCGCAGCUGACCACCCGCUGUGUCAGAGAACCCGUUUUCAGGCGUUCAUUAAAAUCAGGCGGAGAUCUUUUCUGACGUCGAUCUUCCAGUCAGGAAGAAAACGUUUCAGAAGACACUUUAGAAAAUGGUCGAGAAUGAGGAACAAUUUGUUUCUGAUUUUAUUUUGGAGAGCGACAGCGAACGUCUCCGAGAUCGACCGGUCGAUCGCGAUCGACGGGUUGGCGACCACUGCCUUCCAGGAUCUGUGACAACAUCAAUCAUGACGCGUCAUCAGCCGCCACCUGACCGGCUCCCAGAGGCGUGACGUCACGCUGCCAGCGUGGAACGUCGCGCGCUAUCCCGGAAGUAAACUGUCCGGUUGGGUCUUGAGUCUGCAACACCGAGAGAGACUCCACGGCGACCGGAUACGGGUCCAGAGAGCUCAGCGGAACACCCCGAAGGGACGACGAGGCCCGACCCCCCUCCAGACCCGGACCAGGAGCGGACCCGGACCCGACCCGACCCGACCCGGACCCGACCCGCUGACAGCUGUGACGCACACACACACACACGCACACACACACACACACACACACACACACACACACACACACACACACACACACACACAGAUGAUGGUGGACUCGACGUUGGCCCAAGUGGGCCAGAACCUGAGUGACGCCAUGAGGAUCCUGGGGGACGGACAGAGAGAACCAGAGACGGGACCAGAGAAGUGGAGCCUCAGCAGAACCAGCAUCCCUGGACCCCUGCAGGGAGUCGGGCAGGACGUGGGCUCCAUCCUGCACCUGGUCCACAACCUGAUCCACGACGCGGAGGAGGAGGAGGACAAGCCAGCGCAGCAGAGGAUGCAGCAUGUGGGGGAACAGGGUCACAUGGCCCUGCUGGGUCACAGCCUGGCCGCCUACAUCUCAGUGCUGGACCGAGAGCGCCUGAGGAAGCUGACCACGCGGAUCCUGUCCGACACCACGCUGUGGCUCUGCCGGCUCUUCAGGUACGAGAGUGGCUCGGCCUACUUCCACGAAGACGAGAGGGACGGCCUGGUCAAGGUGUGCCGGCUGGUGAUCAACGCCCGGUACGAAGACUACGCCGCCGAGGGCUACGCGGCGCUGGGCUCCCGGCAGCCCGUCAUCUACCUGAGCGCCUCGGGCCGGCCGGGCCUGGGCCAACACCUGUGCAGCCAGCUCGGCCUGCCUCUCUCCAGCCUGUGCACCGUCCCGUGCAACACCAUCUUUGGAUCCCAACACCAGAUGGACGUCGCCCUGCUGGACAAACUCAUCAAGGAGGACGUGGAGGCCGGGAAGCUGCCGCUGCUGCUGGUCGCCAACGCAGGUACCCCGGGGGCGGGGCAUACGGACAAGCUGGCUCGCCUGAAGGACCUGUGUGACCAGUACAGCAUGUGGCUGCAUGUGGAGGGGGUCAACCUGGCCACCCUGGCUCUGGCUCAGGUCAGCUCCUCGAUCCUGGCCGCCAGCAAGAGUGACAGUAUGACGCUGACUCCAGGUCAGUGGCUGGGACUCCCCGCUGUGACCGCGGUGACCCUCUACAGACACGAGGACCCGGCGCUGUCUCUGGCGGCCGGUCUGACCUGCAGCCAGCCGGUUGCUAGGCUGCGGGCGCUGCCUCUGUGGCUGUCGCUGCAGCACCUCGGACACACAGGGAUCGUCCAGAAGAUACGACACGCCACGGCGCUGAGCGAGCAGCUCCUGCAGAAGCUCAAAGGUCUGGCCUCCAUAAAGACCUCGGUGGAGGAUGAAGUCGGCUCUCCGGUGGUGCUGUUCAGGUUCUCCCAGGACACGAGUUCUGCGUCCAGCGGGGGCUCAGUGGAGGCGCUCGGUGCUGGGGACCAGGAGGUGCUGGACUCCUUCAACCGAUGGCUGGGGGAACAUCUGCUGCAGCUGGUCCCCACCAGUGGGCUGGAUGUGGUGGAGCUGGAGGACGAGGGGGCUUGUGUUCGCUUCAGCCCCCUGCUGACUGCUGCAGUGCUGGGGACCCAGCAGGGGGCCGUGGAGGAGCUGGCGGAGCAGCUGUCCCGGCUGCUGCCCGGUCUGCGCUGCACCCUGAGCCUGAGGCCGGCCUUCAGGGAGGAGGCGCGCCGCCACGCCCCCACCCUCCGAUACGUGGAGGAGCUCGGCUGGCCCGGCCUCGGGGCCGUCCGGUACGAGCCUCAGGCCCAAGGAGCAGACGAGAGCAGGAGGAAGGAGGAGCUGCAGAAGAUCAACGCAGAGCUGCUGAGGAGGCUCCAGGAGCUGGACACCGACAUCAUCUUCUCCUCCGGCCCUGAGUUCGGGCUGCAGGAGGACUGUAUCUUCGUGGGCAUGGUGCAGGAGGACGUGGACGUGCCGGAGCUGCUGGACACCGUGGCGGCGGUGGGGAGGGACAUCGAGGAGAGUGGACGGCUCCUGGAGAACAUGACGGAGGUGGUGAGGAGAGGCAUCAUGGAGGCAGAGCUGCAGCUGCAGAGGGCCAACGAGGAGAAGCUCCUGGAGGAGGGCAUGCUGAGACAGCUCCCCCUGGUGGGCUCCGUGUUGAACUGGUUCUCUCCCUCUCAGAGCUCCAUUAAGGGGCGGAGCUUCAACCUGGCUGCAGGGUCUCUGGACUCCACAGAGAACAAGUACUCCACCAAGACCCAGCCAGGCAGGCCGGCCCUGCAGGAGAGCCCCACCUCCUCCUCCAGGAGACACCCAGGUAGGUCUGGUCCCCGUGUGGGACUGAGCCCCUCCUCCUCCUCCAGGAGACACCCAGGUAGGUCUGGUCCCCGUGUGGGACUGAGCCCCUCCUCCUCCUCCAGGAGACACCCAGGUAGGUCUGGUCCCCGUGUGGGACUGAGCCCCACCUCCUCCUCCAGGAGACACCCAGGUAGGUCUGGUCCCCGUGUGGGACUGAGCCCCACCUCCUCCUCCAGGAGACACCCAGGUCAGAGGUGGUUCCAGCGCUCGGGGCCAGACUCCGGCUCCAUCGGCCCCGCUGAGGAGACCACCGGGGAGGAGACCACCGGGGAGGAGAGUACCCCUCACGAGGAGGACCUCCACCCUGCAGGUGUUGAGGAACCAGAGAACCUCCAGGAGUCUCCUGUGCAGCAGGAGGAGAAGGAUGGGGAGAAGCAGGAGAAGAAGCAGGAGGAGGAGAGGCAUCCUGAAGGCCACGAGGAGGAGCAGAGCUAGGAACCUCACCGUCCUCUGAAUGGUACCAGCCCAAAAGAAAGGUCCCCCUGGUCCGUCCCUAGUGAUGGAGACAUGCGGUCCAGAGUCUCCAGGUGACCUCUGACCUCAUCACCUCUCUUGAAGCCUCCUGUGUGUCUCACUGUAAAUACUCAGGUGUUCUCUCUAACCCAUGAAGAUACUAACUAUUUCAAAUGAAGUGAAUCUGUAUAGAAGGAGUCUCAUAAUCUAUUUAAUAAAACAUUUAAUAUGCACCUGUUAAACAUCUUCAUGUCUACUGGAACCAGGUUUAGAGAACGAGAUCAUUGUUAUCAAUAAAACGCUGUAGGUUAUUAAUUAUGAAUCUUACCUGAUUAGUCAUAAUACACACAUCUAUUAGGAGAUGAAGCUUUAAUGGUUAAUUGCUCAACAAUUAGAGAAGAACGUGUAAUUUUAUGAGGAAAAGUUGUGAAUUUACAACCGUGAAAAGACAGUUAGUGUAAUUUUAUAAUAUAUAUAAAUAUAUAUAUAUAUAAUAUAAUUUUGCAAGAAAAUCUCAUGAUUAGGUAGUUACAACAAUUAAACAAUUAACUUUUUUAAACAAGCAAACAUAAUUAGUGGAAGAAGAGCAUGUUCAUGGUUUAAUUACAUUAUUAUUAAAUAAGUAAUGACAAGCUUAUUACAUAAUAUGUAAUGAGAAGCUUAUUAUUACAUUAUUAUACAAUAUGUAAUGAGCUUAUUAUUACAUUAUUAUACAUAUGUAAUAUGUAAAGAUAUUCUCUCUAUCAUGAUCUUUUCGAGUUAUUACAACUUUAUUCUCACGAUGUUUCCCUUAUUUCCUCAUGAACUUCUUUUCAUAUUAAUAUUCUCAGUUAAUAACGGAGACCCUCUACUUCAUGGACUGAUUCUCUUCUAAUGGCACAUGUCAAGGUUUUCUUUGGGUCUUUUUAUGCAACUAUAUGUGUGUGGGGGGGGGGGGUUGUCUGUCGGGUCACAUGACCUCCUGUCUGACACGUGUGUGUCUUCUGUCCACGCGAGGUUCUUUCACAGCUCUGACGUCCAUCUCUUGUCCCGUUUGCUGUCUUUUGGUAUCCAUGACAACAGAUGAUGAGCCCGUUAAGUACACGUAUGUUAAGGAUAAAGUGAGGAGUCCAGACGUCCAUUCUGCACUGGGUCUGUGUGCCGGGUCCUCCAGGGUAGAUCCUGAAGGACCCGGCACACUGUGGACACCUAGAGGGUAGAUCCUGAAGGACCCUGCACACUGGGUGUUUGUGGUCCUGAUGGACCCUGCACACUGGGUGUUGUGGUCCUGAUGGACCCAGCACACUGGGUGUUGUGGUCCAUUGUGAAAUGAAUGUGGUUGUGGAUCCAGCCUGUGGUCCAGACCCUCAGACCCCGAACCAAAGACCUGCUGUUGCAGAGCUGUUGAGCCUGAAGAUGUGGACAGUGGAGGGAACCCGGUCCCAGAAGAACCCGUCAGCAUGACUGCACUUGUUCUGUAGAUGGUGUGUUUACUCCUGUUCUUUAUUUAAUUGUUGACGGUGUAAAUGAAUCGUAUUGAUCGUGUGUCAUUUGAUCCGAUGUUAAUCUGUAACGUCUCACGUCUGAAUGAUUUGAUAUGCAGAAUGUUUCCUCUUGAAUGUUUUCUACGAUUAGUUUACAGAAAAGCCUCUGACAUCUUCUGUACAUUCCUAACAGAAUAAAUUCAAAGUUUUGAAAUCUAAACUGUU
Pseudoliparis swirei is the source of this 4894-nucleotide messenger RNA. It is a transcript of the gene pdxdc1, whose product is annotated as pyridoxal-dependent decarboxylase domain containing 1. Gene Ontology annotation, biological process: carboxylic acid metabolic process. The record is from RefSeq and is a predicted model, not a curated record. Gene Ontology annotation, molecular function: pyridoxal phosphate binding; carbon-carbon lyase activity. The transcript is spliced from 24 exons. Lineage: Eukaryota; Metazoa; Chordata; Actinopteri; Perciformes; Liparidae. Gene Ontology annotation, cellular component: intracellular membrane-bounded organelle. The coding region runs from base 639 to 3188 and encodes 849 amino acids.